Molecule: messenger RNA, 909 nt
Organism: Triticum turgidum subsp. durum (durum wheat)
Lineage: Eukaryota; Viridiplantae; Streptophyta; Magnoliopsida; Poales; Poaceae
Source: the annotation of a GenBank genome assembly
AUGUCCAUAUCGGAAAGCCUUCCUCUGCCAUCAAAACAGCUUGGAGACAAAGGAGACAUAUCUAGGCACUGCUUGAAGGCACCAAAACACCAUCCCCACUUCGGUUUGCCUCACUGGUGGAUGAGAAGGGAAAAGAGGAAUGGCUUCGCCAAGGCCAGGGAUUCCUACUACAGCGGCCAGCCUCUGAUUGUCGACGACAUGUUCGACAAAGUUGAGCUGAAGCUCCGGGUCUACGGCUCCCCGUCGGUCGUAAAAUACCCCCGCUGCAGCCUCAAGCGACAGUCGGCGUACGCGGACGCCGAGGAGGACCACUCGAUGUUUAUGGCGUUAUCGAGCAUCUGGACGCUGCUGCUCCUGUUUGGUACCUCGGCAUUCCUGGUUCCGAGCUUCUACACUCUGAGCCUGGCGUUCGGGGACGCGUUCGGAGCAAGGUCUCUCUUCUCCGGUGCUAAGUCGCUUGACGGGAUAACGAGGGUGAACCACAUGGUUUUGAUCGGACUAGGCUAUCUGAUUGGCUAUCCGGUUGCAUCCGCGUCAGUUGGUGCAUUGCAAGGCCUGUUGACAAACAAUGUGGUUGCACUAAAAGGCUCUUGCCCCAAUUGCGGUGAGCAGGUGUUUGCAUUCGUGAAGACGGAUAAAUCCAUUAAAGCACCCCACAAGGCAGAAUGCCAUGUCUGCGAGUGUCCAUUGGAGUACCGUACUAAAGUCGAGUUCUUGCACAGUGACAUACUCUGCAAUCCCUUCACUGAUAAGAUGAUAGAUAAGCACGUUCAGGCCCCUAUACCACAUUUGACACACAAGAUCAACACACUGUUGCAGGACACAUACUUGAAUGAAAAUUUCAAAUUUAUAACUGAGACAAAAUUCAGAUUUGGAAGUCUUGGUGAGAAUUUGCAGUUCUACAUGUAG